Molecule: messenger RNA, 1412 nt
Organism: Triticum urartu
Lineage: Eukaryota; Viridiplantae; Streptophyta; Magnoliopsida; Poales; Poaceae
Product: gibberellin 20 oxidase 1-A
Source: RefSeq, a predicted model, not a curated record
CGGCCGUGUAUAAAAGGGCAGCGAGGGUGCGAGGGAGGCAGACACCCAGCCCAGCUUGUCACCACCAUCCUCUCCUCCUCCUCCUCCUCACUCCAGUGAGCUCGAGUCGGCACUGCACUCUCCAUCGUUUCUUCUCUGGCCUAGCAUACUCCGGUUCUUGGUCCAGUCGAUCAUGGUGCAGCCGGUGUUCGACGCGGCGGUGCUGAGCGGGCGGUCGGACAUCCCCUCGCAGUUCAUCUGGCCCGAGGGCGAGAGCCCGACCCCGGACGCCGCCGAGGAGCUGCACGUGCCCCUCAUCAACAUCGGCGGCAUGCUCUCCGGCGACGCCGCUGCGGCGGCCGAGGUGACGCGCCUCGUGGGCGAGGCCUGCGAGCGGCACGGCUUCUUCCAGGUCGUCAACCACGGCAUCGACGCCGAGCUGCUGGCGGACGCGCACCGCUGCGUGGACAACUUCUUCACCAUGCCCCUCCCGGAGAAGCAGCGCGCCCUGCGCCGCCCCGGCGAGUCCUGCGGCUACGCCAGCAGCUUCACCGGCCGGUUCGCCUCCAAGCUGCCGUGGAAGGAGACCCUCUCCUUCCGGUCCUGCCCGUCCGACCCCGCCCUCGUCGUCGACUACAUCGUCGCCACCCUCGGCGAGGACCACCGCCGCCUCGGGGAGGUGUACGCGCGCUACUGCUCGGAGAUGAGCCGUCUGUCGCUGGAGAUCAUGGAGGUGCUCGGGGAGAGCCUCGGGGUCGGCCGUGCCCACUACCGGCGCUUCUUCGAGGGCAACGACUCCAUCAUGCGCCUCAACUACUACCCGCCGUGCCAGCGGCCGUUGGAGACGCUGGGCACGGGCCCGCAUUGCGACCCGACGUCGCUGACCAUCCUCCACCAGGACAACGUCGGCGGCCUGCAGGUGCACACGGAGGGCCGUUGGCGGUCCAUCCGACCCCGCGCCGACGCCUUCGUCGUCAACAUCGGCGACACCUUCAUGGCGCUCUCGAACGGGAGGUACAAGAGCUGCCUUCACCGCGCAGUCGUGAACAGCAGGGUCCCCAGGAAGUCGCUGGCCUUCUUCCUCUGCCCGGAGAUGGACAAGGUGGUGGCGCCGCCGGGGACGCUGGUGGACGCCGCCAACCCGCGCGCCUACCCGGACUUCACGUGGCGGUCGCUGCUGGACUUCACGCAGAAGCACUACCGGGCGGACAUGAAGACCCUCGAGGUCUUCUCCUCGUGGAUCGUCCAGCAGCAGCAGGGCCAGCUCGCCCUCCAGCCAGCCAUGACAUGAAGGAUUGAACCUACCAGACAGAGGAUGGAGCUCUCUGCUCUGCUCUAAUCUGUAUUGCUCCUCCCAUUAGCCAUUGAUUCAGCUUAGCUGCUGAGACUGAGAAAAGAGAAACGUCGUCCGUCGAUCGAAUGUUAUUAUUACA